CGAUUAUCGUUUGGCGUGGGUCGUUUAGUAGGAUCUCCAUCACCAAGAAGUCAAUCGCCAUCGCACUCCUUGGGUCCAUCAUCACCACGGCCAUCGCGGGACCCGGAGAUCGACAUCGAUGUAGAAGAAGACGAGGAAGAAGAUGAAGAAGUGGAUGUCGACGUUGAGGAAGUGGACGACGAGGAUGAAACAGAGAUAAAGGGUGGAUCCAGUGAAAGAGAUUUUUCAUCGCGGUCAACUCACUCAACCCCGUCACCGUCGCGGUCACUAAUUCGCGAAUCUACAUCGCCGUCAUCAAGUAGUCGGCCACCUAGAAAAUCUGGUGAUAGUUUCAGUGUUUCGGCACUACUAAGGCCAGAUCCUCCGACCAGCCAACGUACUUCUUCCUCGGACGAUUCUUCUUCAGCAGUGACAACUGUUGCACGCCAUCAACCUGGUCCUACAACGGUGGCCGCGGUUGCAGCUGGAAUCGGUUUAUACCCACCGUUACAUCUCCAAAGCGGAUUAUUACCGCCUCAUCCACAUCAUCCGCUGUCUUACCUCCAUCCGCAACUAAUUCCUCAUCAUCUUUUACCGCCGCAUUUACAUCCCCUUCUGAGAACGGUUCACCCAGCGCACCCAGGACUUCAUUCAGCUCACUCGACUCACGGUCUUCAUCAUCCACAUCCGCUCGGUGAUGUUUACAGCUGUGUUAAAUGUGAUAAAAUGUUCAGUACGCCUCAUGGUCUUGAGGUACACGCAAGAAGGUCGCACAAUGGUAAACGUCCGUUUGCGUGUGAAUUGUGUAAUAAAACGUUUGGCCACGAGAUAAGUUUAACCCAGCAUCGCGCCGUGCAUUCUGCUGAAAAAGUGUUCGAAUGCAAGCAAUGUGGAAAGUCAUUCAAAAGGUCAAGUACGCUGAGUACACAUCUGCUUAUUCAUUCAGACACUCGGCCGUAUCCUUGUCAAUUUUGUGGCAAGCGAUUUCACCAGAAAAGCGACAUGAAAAAGCACACUUACAUUCACACAGGUACGUUUAUU
Messenger RNA from Cotesia congregata, 1020 nucleotides. Lineage: Eukaryota; Metazoa; Arthropoda; Insecta; Hymenoptera; Braconidae. The record is from the annotation of a GenBank genome assembly.